Molecule: messenger RNA, 1104 nt
Organism: Arabidopsis lyrata subsp. lyrata
Lineage: Eukaryota; Viridiplantae; Streptophyta; Magnoliopsida; Brassicales; Brassicaceae
Product: gamma-secretase subunit APH1-like
Exons: 6
Coding region: 156-908 (250 amino acids)
Biological process (GO): positive regulation of catalytic activity; protein processing
Cellular component (GO): membrane; endoplasmic reticulum; gamma-secretase complex
Molecular function (GO): protein-macromolecule adaptor activity
Source: RefSeq, a predicted model, not a curated record
UUUUCAAUGAAGGAAGUGAAAAGUCAGAUUUUUGUUACACAACCACACCAAAAAAAAUUGAUCGAUUCAAGAGUUCUUUCAACGUUUGGAGUAGAGAGAGUUUGACCAUUUGGAAGUCUCUGAGCGACGACUAGUUGCGACAACGCCGGUGGGGCAUGACGGUCGCGGCGGGGAUCGGGUACGCGCUGGUGGCUUUGGGACCGUCUCUUUCACUUUUCGUCUCUGUCAUCUCCAGAAAGCCCUUUCUCAUCCUCACUGUUCUCUCCAGUACAUUGCUGUGGCUUGUGAGUCUGAUCAUCUUGUCGGGAUUGUGGAGACCUUUUCUUCCUCUCAAAGCCAAUGUGUGGUGGCCUUAUGCUUUACUUGUUAUCACCUCUGUCUGUUUCCAGGAAGGCCUUCGCUUUCUGUUCUGGAAGGUUUACAAGAGGCUUGAGGAUGUCUUGGAUUCCUUUGCGGAUCGUAUCUCAAGGCCCCGCCUGUUUCUCACUGAUAAGCUGCAGAUUGCUCUAGCUGGUGGCUUAGGUCAUGGUGUGGCGCAUGCUGUCUUCUUUUGUUUGAGCCUCUUAACUCCAGCGUUUGGUCCGGCCACAUUCUAUGUCGAAAGAUGUUCGAAGGUGCCAUUUUUUCUCAUCUCUGCAAUCAUUGCUCUUGCAUUUGUUACGAUCCACACAUUCUCGAUGGUCAUUGCUUUCGAAGGGUAUGCAAAAGGGAACAAAGUAGAUCAAGUAAUAGUUCCAGUCAUACACCUUGCUGCUGGAAUGUUGACAUUGGUGAAUUUUGCAUCGGAAGGUUGUGUGAUCGGCAUUCCUCUUCUUUACCUUGUGGCAUCUUUGACUCUUGUGCAUUGUGGAAAAAUGGUUUGGCAAAGGUUGUUGGAAAGCCGGAACCAAAGCAGCGCCUCACGGUAAUCUGGCCUCGGUCCCAGGUCUCAUCUAAAAUUACACUAGAACAGUCGUUAGCAUCAUUUUAUCUCUUGACUUGGUUUCUUGCUUGCAAAUCUCAUUCGUCUUUAUCCCCUAAUUGCUUCGAAACUUAAACCGUCAUGUUAUAAACGCACUUAUGAUCCUAAAUUAUCAAAAAAGCCGAGAAAUUUUUAUCAUUGAA